UUGCUGCCUUGCAUUAGUGAGUUGCAUUCACUGCCUGUGGGACUCUCUGCUUCAUCGGAUUUACUUGAGGGAGGUACUAGAGCUCAUAAAUGGGACGUACUGUGCAACAGAAAGAAUCAAACAGAACCCUGUCUGAGCACCAGGUUCUGGAUGGACACCGAGGCCCAAUCGGAUCUCUGCUUUCCACAGCUGACCAACCUCUCCUGCAGGAAAUCCUCAUCAGCGUUACCGAACGACAUCCUUUUGAAUAUUACGCUGCCCGUCGUCUGCGUCCUCACUGUGGUUCUCAACCUCCUGGUCAUCAUCUCCAUCUCCCACUUCAGGCAGCUGCACACCCCGACCAACCUCCUCCUGCUCUCGCUCUCCGUCACUGACUUGCUGGUGGGUCUCCUGAUGAUAGUGGGACAGCUCUACAAUCAAGCAUCCUGCUGGUUUCUUGGUGAUAGUCUGUGUUCUCUGUUUCGUGUAUUUAUGAUCACAGUGACGACUGCCUCCAUAGGCAACAUGGUGCUGAUAUCAGUUGACCGUUAUGUGGCAAUUUGUGAUCCUCUGCACUAUAUCGUCAAAGUCACUGUUAAAAGAAUUCAACAUGGUGUUUGUCUCUGCUGGUUCUUAUCUCUUUUCUCCUGCUGUAUCAUUUUGAAUGACCAGCUUACGGAUCCAGGAAAGUACAAUUCCUGCUACGGAGAGUGUGUUAUCACUGUUGACUACAAUGCAGGUGUUGCUGAGUUAGUUGUGACUUUCAUCUUUCCUCUCAGCAUCAUCGUCACGCUGUAUACAAGAGUGUUCGUGGCUGCUGUCUCUCAGGCGCGAGCCAUGCGCUCUCAUGUUAAAUGUGUCAGAUUACAUCAUUCUGUCCCUUUAAGAGCAAAGAAGUCCGAAUUGAAGGCAGCCAGGACUCUCGGUGUCUUGAUCUUGGUCUUCCUCACGAGCUUUUGUCCGUACUACAUUUUCUCUCUCACUAAUCACAGCAAGAAAAUGACUCCCCUUAAGUCUUAUUUUCUGUAUUUAUAUUCUUUCAACUCUUGCGUGAACCCCUUGAUAUACACUUUGUUCUACCCAUGGUUUCGAAAAGCCGUAAGACAAAUUGUCACUCUGCGCAUCUUCCGGUCUGGCUCCUCUGAGGUCAACAUACUGUAGGCUCACGCUCAAAUGUGCUUUCUUUCUCCGUGUGUGUGUGCAACACAAGUGCUUUAAUGUUCCAUCUGAGGAGAGCAACACACUUUGAGGUUUUAAAAGCAUUAUUACUGUGUGCUGUGUAGUUUUAUUCCUCUGCUACUGCUGCAUUGUUACUUAAAUGUGCUUUGAAAGAUAAUGAACAGAUUGUGAAAUGGGAUUUUGGAGCUAAACUAGUUUCAAAUCACUCCAUUUUAUCCAAUAUAUUCUGUGGUUGCACAUGCUAAGAAAUGCUGCCACGAGUGCUCUAAGAAGCAGGCUUACUUGUCUGUUUUUGAAAAAUAUCUUUUUUUUUUUUUUGCUCUUGAGUUUCUUCAGUACAGUUUUUAAUGUAUCAACCAUCCAUGCCUGCAUGUACAUAACCAUUUAUAUACAUAGUGUAUUCAAAGAAAUCUGUCUAUCUUUGUUAUAUGGCUGUAAUGACCUAUGAUUGCACAUUUCCAAAUAGCUCAGUUGCACGCAGUUGUGGUUAAAAUGGGCUUAUUUUCUGUAUGUAAUUGCUCGGGGUGGCGAGAUGAUGAAAGAUUGGUCAAAAUGUGUUUAUGUUUGUAUUUGUGUUACAAAACCACUCUAAAUCUCAUCUGAAGCUGUACCUCCAUAACACAAUAAAAGUUUAUAUAUCAGGG
This is a messenger RNA of Syngnathoides biaculeatus (alligator pipefish), 1802 nucleotides long. RefSeq names its product trace amine-associated receptor 13c-like. NCBI's taxonomy places the organism in Eukaryota, Metazoa, Chordata, Actinopteri, Syngnathiformes, Syngnathidae. The transcript is spliced from 3 exons. The record is from RefSeq and is a predicted model, not a curated record. Gene Ontology annotation, biological process: G protein-coupled receptor signaling pathway. Gene Ontology annotation, molecular function: trace-amine receptor activity. The coding region runs from base 151 to 1140 and encodes 329 amino acids. Gene Ontology annotation, cellular component: membrane.